Molecule: messenger RNA, 297 nt
Organism: Morchella sextelata
Lineage: Eukaryota; Fungi; Ascomycota; Pezizomycetes; Pezizales; Morchellaceae
Exons: 5
Coding region: 1-297 (98 amino acids)
Source: RefSeq, a predicted model, not a curated record
AUGAUAUAUCGCAAAGAUCUUGCUGUCAAUUGGCCAGGAAAGGCAAAAGCACAUCUUCCUGGAAGAAAGACGCCACUGCGAUUAAAAAGCGAAGGAACAGGGGAUAAUGGAACAUCACGAGGAACCUUUUUUUUCUCUUCCAAAAGUUUGAAGGCAAAAGAGGAUGAAGUUGAAUUUAUGGGAACCUGUGAGGUGCCAGGAUUAUUUCUGUUCCUUCGAUCGAGGCUCCAAUGGAAGCCAGCCCCGCUGACAAUUCCGCAUCCCCGGAAUGAAAAUUCAGAAUAUGUGGGGAGAUAG